UACAUGAAAUAAUUCGAAGAAGAAAAAGAAGCAGAAGAAGAAAAGAUUACUCCCUGUGCCAAGCAUACGUUGUUCGGGGUUAUCGCUUAGCUGGAAGCUGUCUUGACACAAUGGGUCGACACUUUGGAGAUUUGGCCAGAGUAAGACAUAUAAUUACAUACAGCAUCUCACCCUUUGAGCAAAGGGCUUUUCCCAACUACUUUUCAAAGGGGAUCCCAAAUGUUUGGAGAAGAUUUACAUCAUCAGUCUUUAAGAUUGCACCUCCCAUGGUUUUGAUGUACCUCACCUACACAUGGGGCAACCGUGUUCAUGAGCAGGGCAAGAGAAAGAACCUUGCAGAUACUCACAAUGAGGAGUGAAACCAGCUCCCCAGCUAAUGUCUUCUUUGUUUGUGUAUUGUUGGUUUUAUUUAUCAAUAAAGAAGAUAUCAAAUAAA
Messenger RNA from Trichomycterus rosablanca, 436 nucleotides. Its product is annotated as cytochrome b-c1 complex subunit 8-like. The coding region runs from base 111 to 359 and encodes 82 amino acids. NCBI's taxonomy places the organism in Eukaryota, Metazoa, Chordata, Actinopteri, Siluriformes, Trichomycteridae. The transcript has 3 exons. Gene Ontology annotation, biological process: mitochondrial electron transport, ubiquinol to cytochrome c. The record is from RefSeq and is a predicted model, not a curated record.